Messenger RNA from Penicillium subrubescens, 603 nucleotides. RefSeq lists its product as uncharacterized. NCBI's taxonomy places the organism in Eukaryota, Fungi, Ascomycota, Eurotiomycetes, Eurotiales, Aspergillaceae. Bases 1 to 603 code for a protein of 200 amino acids. The transcript is spliced from 2 exons. The record is from RefSeq and is a predicted model, not a curated record.
AUGCCACAUUUCCCCAUGAGUACAAGAGUCCAGUCGAGCCAAGAUGCAUCCAGCGAUGCGCAGAAUGUCUCAAUCAAAGUCAAGAACCGUCGGAAGCGGUACUUGGAUCUGCAUCCCGAAUACUUUACGGCAGAUCUUGAGCUAGCCGAUCCGUUGUUGUACGAUCGCCUCAUUCGUCGAUUCCAAACCCCCCAAGAAAGAGAAGCACAAGGGCGCGCCAAGGGCUUCUCCGGAGUUCUGCAGACGGAUCUGAUGCGGUCCGAAGCCAAAAUGGAGGCUCUUGCACACCCGGAUCCCAACGCCAUGCUGAGCUACACGCGUGGUCCCAGCGGGGAGAUAUUGGCCGAGGAUCGCGAUGAUAUUCCGGCCAGCAAAGAGGAGGGUGAGAAGGCUUGGCAGUGGGAGAUGGGACUACGAUUCAUGCGAGGCGACGACCCAGACUUUGACUACACGACUGUCGAUGAAAAUGACGAAUACGAUGACUGGACGGAACAACAAGAUAAAUACUUUGAGGAGGAGGAACCCGAGUGGGUGGUUGGUGAUGCUCGGGGUGAGGAUGCUCAGGCCAAGCUGCAGGGCGAGACCGGCAUUCAAGAUUUCUGA